Bacillus rossius redtenbacheri is the source of this 3826-nucleotide messenger RNA. RefSeq names its product peroxisomal N(1)-acetyl-spermine/spermidine oxidase-like. The transcript is spliced from 24 exons. The record is from RefSeq and is a predicted model, not a curated record. Bases 277 to 2961 code for a protein of 894 amino acids. NCBI's taxonomy places the organism in Eukaryota, Metazoa, Arthropoda, Insecta, Phasmatodea, Bacillidae. Gene Ontology annotation, molecular function: polyamine oxidase activity.
UAAUGCAGAGCAGAGAGUCAGCCUCUGGUGAGUGUGGUAAUGCAGAGCAGAGUGUCAGCCUCUGGUGAGUGUGGUAAUGCAGAGCAGAGAGUCAGCCUCUGGUGAGUGUGGUAAUGCAGAGCAGAGUGUCAGCCUCUGGUGAGUGUGGUAAUGCAGAGAGUGUCAGCCUCUGGUGAGUGUGGUAAUGCAGAGCAGAGAUUCAGCCUCUGGUGAGUGUGGUAAUGUAGAGGAGCGUGAACGCCCAUGUCAAACAGCUAGUGUUGUGUUGAGGCCCGCAUGCGGCACAGAGCAAGGGGACUGGCUGGUUGCAGCGCGCCGCGUGGCGGGGCGGUCCAGUGCCGUGUGGUGGUGGUGGGGGCGGGCAUGGCGGGGCUGGCGGCCGCCAGGACACUGCUGCGUGGUGGCCUCACGGACUUUGUGGUGCUGGAAGCCCAGGCGUGCCCCGGGGGACGCGUGCAGACACUGGAAGUCGACGGGCGCUGGCUCGAGGCAGGCGCGCAGUGGGUGCACGGACAGAACCACUCAGUGUGGCGCCUGGCCAGCGACCGGGGCCUGCUGUCUGACAGUGUCUCUGCCGAGGGAGAAGUGUCUCUGCCGAGGGAGAAGGUGAGUCCACCCUCUCUGCCUCCUGCAUGUGGUGGUCACUUCCGGUACCUGCUACCCAGUGGCUACUGUAUUCCUCGACAUGAACCACUCAGUGGCGCCUGGCCAGCGACCGGGGCCUGCUGUCUGACAGUGUCUCUGCCGAGGGAGAAGUGUCUCUGCCGAGGGAGAAGAUCCUGCUACCCAGUGGCUACUGUAUUCCUCGACAUGAACCACUCAGUGUGGCGCCUGGCCAGCGACCGGGGCCUGCUGUCUGACAGUGUCUCUGCCGAGGGAGAAGUGGCUACUGUAUUCCUCGACAUGAACCACUCAGUGUGGCGCCUGGCCAGCGACCGGGGCCUGCUGUCUGACAGUGUCUCUGCCGAGGGAGAAGUGUGGCGCCUGGCCAGCGACCGGGGCCUGCUGUCUGACAGUGUCUCUGCCGAGGGAGAAGUGGCUACUGUAUUCCUCGACAUGAGCCACUCAGUGUGGCGCCUGGCCAGCGACCGGGGCCUGCUGUCUGACAGUGUCUCUGCCGAGGGAGAAGUGUGGCGCCUGGCCAGCGACCGGGGCCUGCUGUCUGACAGUGUCUCUGCCGAGGGAGAAGUGUGGCGCCUGGCCAGCGACCGGGGCCUGCUGUCUGACAGUGUCUCUGCCGAGGGAGAAGUGGCUACUGUAUUCCUCGACAUGAACCACUCAGUGUGGCGCCUGGCCAGCGACCGGGGCCUGCUGUCUGACAGUGUCUCUGCCGAGGGAGAAGUGUGGCGCCUGGCCAGCGACCGGGGCCUGCUGUCUGACAUUGUCUCUGCCGAGGGAGAAGUGUGGCGCCUGGCCAGCGACCGGGGCCUGCUGUCUGACAUUGUCUCAGCCGAGGGAGAAGUGUGGCGCCUGGCCAGCGACCGGGGCCUGCUGUCUGACAGUGUCUCUGCCGAGGGAGAAGUGUGGCGCCUGGCCAGCGACCGGGGCCUGCUGUCUGACAGUGUCUCUGCCGAGGGAGAAGUGUGGCGCCUGGCCAGCGACCGGGGCCUGCUGUCUGACAGUGUCUCUGCCGAGGGAGAAGUGGCUACUGUAUUCCUCGACAUGAACCACUCAGUGUGGCGCCUGGCCAGCGACCGGGGCCUGCUGUCUGACAGUGUCUCUGCCGAGGGAGAAGGCCCCUACCUGCGGGAGCACGGCCGCACGGUGCCGCUGGACUUGGUGCAGGAGGUGGGUGGCGUGGUGGGCGACAUCAUGGAGGAGUGCAGUCUGUUCACACGGCAGAGUGCGCCUGCGCCGUGCUCCGUGGGCGCCCACCUGCACGCUCGCUUCCAGGAGCACCUGGCGCGCUGCGGCUGUGACGAGGAGGGGCGCCGGCUGCGCCAGGAGCUCUACGACUGGCACCUCAGAUUCUACGUGAUCGACAACUCGUGCUCGCAGUUGGACGGCCUGUCGGCCAAGGCGUUCGGCACGUACCAGUUCAGCGGGGGCCAGGACUACGUGAACUUCAGGCGUGGCUACAGCUCCCUGGUCCAGUCCCUGGCGGACGAGCUGCCGGCGGGCCGCCUGCUGCUCGGCACUCCGGUGGCCUCCGUGCUCUGGGACGCAGGUUCUCCGAGCGCUCAGGGCCGGCUCCACGUUGCAGAAGGCCCGGAGAGGAGCGGCCAUGGCCCCCGUGCCCUGGUGUCGUGCAGCGACGGCCAGCGCUUCGAGGCGGAACACGUCAUAGUGACGUGCUCCCUGGGCUACCUGAAGGAACAUCACGCGACCAUGUUCCAGCCCGCUCUGCCUCGCGCCAUGGUCCAGGCUAUCGAGGACUUGGGAUUUGCAACCAUCAAUAAGAUAUUCCUCAUCUACGACGACCCCUGGUGGCAGCCGGACACAAGAGGAUUCCAAAUUAUCUGGCCUUUGCAUGAAUCUGAGUUUUUCUUAGAGAAUGAGGGCUGCAAGUGGCUGCGAGGCCUCAGUGGGUUCGACGUGCUGGCGGCGCAGCGAGCCGUGCUGCUGGGCUGGGUGGGCGGCCCGGGGGCAGAGGCGGUGGAGCGACUGGAGGAGACCCUGGUGGGACGACAGUGCACCGGGCUGCUCCGACACUUCACUGGCCGGAGCGACGUGCCGGCGCCUCGCAGGACCGUCAGGACGCAGUGGCAUGGCAACCAGUACGUGCGCGGCGGCUACAGCCACCACAGCUGUCGGUGUGACGUGUCGCACAGCGAGCCAGCAGUCCUGGCCCAGCCCGUGUGCUCUGGCGCCGGCCACGCUCGGCGGCCCGUGCUACUGCUGGCGGGAGAGGCCACACACCCGUGCUACUACUCCACCACGCACGGCGCCUAUGAGACGGGCCAGAGGCAGGCGGAGCGCGUGUUGGCGCACCUGCACGCUCACUGCUCUGACACGGCCUGACCUCGGGAUCACGCGCCGGCCGUGCUGGGUUCGAACCACGAGGCCGGACGUGGCAGACUGCUCCGUGCGAGCUGGUCGCGCUGCUGGCGGCGCCAGUUGUUCACUUGUCACCUGACGUGUUCCUGAAUCAAAUAAACCUGUUGUUUUUGUUGGCAUCUUAUUUGAACCAUCUCAUCCUCGCGAUGAGCCGCAUCUCGCCACUUGCGCCUUUCUCUAAGUCGUGUUGCAUCUUGCGUAAGUCACCUCGCACCUCAGUGAAACUCUACCGAACAGACACGUGUCAUUUACGUUUUCUUCCCUCAACAUUUAUCAGAACAAUGUUGGAAUAGUAGCUGUUUGAAAUAUUUUGUGAAGUUAACAGAAUGAUCGAAAACACUUUUUUAAACAUUCACUGGCAUCACCCAAGCAGAAAGAGAGCACUAGCAGUGGCAUCGGUGACGGGGAGCGUCAAGCCUGCCGCACAGCUGCACCGGCCGUAUCAGCGACGAGCCCGCUGGUGUUAUCUGGUGGCUCAAAGCGACCGCCACGACUCCAUCACCGGUGAGCUCAUCACAUGGUCGACAAAAUGGACACAUGGUUUGGUAACUAUGGCACUCAUACAUGUUCAACAAAGACUAAUAACUAAUUAAACUAAUACAAGAUGUCAUGGCACAUAAUAUCAAUAUUGGAGACGUCCGGGCCACACCACAUGGCUGGUCUUUCUUUCUUGGCGACACAUCUGCGUGCUCUAGAGGUCGGCAGUGCACUUGGGAGGGCAAGUGGCACGGCUGUUGCACUUUCUGAACAUUUGCAUCCUACAUACAAUAUCUGUAACUAAACAUGUAUAAAGACAGCUAGGGAAAUAAAUAUUACUGAUGAAUAACAA